AUGCUUUGCUGGUCAACAGAACUCACAUACCCGCUAAUUGAACCAAUCCAUACCUCAGAGCAUCAUCCUGAGGAUAAUGAGAUGCACCUGCGGGGCAUUGCCGAGGCUGGGUUGCCCGCAUCGCAUUCAGUGCGGGCUGCAUCUCCAACGGACAUGGCCUCGACCGUAACUCCGAUGAAGCGUUCCGCGUUGGAAGCUGGCCUUGACGGUCCCCGAAGAGACGAUGAUUCGCCCAGUGUAGAGGGCAAGAUCGCUGCCCCCAAGAUCUCCAAAGCGCGCGCAUGUGCGGAAUGCAAAAGGCACAAGAUCAAAUGCGAAGUCAAACCCGGCGAAACGAGCUGCACGAAAUGCUUGCGCAGCGGAAUCAAGUGCAUUGUCAACGACUUCUCUCAGAAGUUCGUUGACGAUGACUUAGCAUGGAAAUCCCAGGCUGCAGCUACAAUGCACCAGCUGCAGGCCGCCGUAUCGCACCUUCUCCGCCACAAUGGACUGCCCGAUCUUUCAUCCUUUCCCACUGAAAGCAGCAGCAACAACAACAGUGGCCCGAGUCCGGUUGCAUCCCAUAGUCAUGGCCAUCGACCUUCUCAUGACGAGUCGCAAGCGGCGCAAAGUGGCACGGGGCCUGCGACAGCCAUCAUGACCCGGGAGAACUCUCAGGAGCCCAACAUCGAAGACCCGGAGCUGGUGUCGGCGCCGAUGCGCAGUCUCUACGAGGUGACCAAGCUGCGCAAUCUGCGAAAUAACCCGGUCGAAAAGCCCAAGUCGACCCUGCUGGAGGAGGACUUCAUCUCCCGGGGAUAUGUCUCGCUACAUGAGGCCGAGGAGCUGUUCGCAUACUUCAGUCGGACGAUGAACCAGUUGCUGUGGGGAGGCAUCGUGGUCCCCCACAGGGACUUGACGUCUGUCCGGCGAAAUUCGACCCUCCUCACCGCGGCGGUGUUGACGGUGGCUGCACUGCAUAUCCCCAAUCGCACCGAGACCCUGAAUACGUGCUACAAUGAAUUUGUCUCGCUGGUGUCGAGCAUGGCCUUGACGCGGUCUCACACGCUGGACGAUAUCCGGGCUCUCUGCGUGGGCGCAUUCUGGCUCUCUGAUCUGAGCUGGAAGCUGUCCGGGCAUGCGGUCCGCAUCGCCACGGAGAUGGGUCUGCACCAGAGCUUCCACAAGAUGACCCGAGGACACGCUGAUCAGUACGAGCGGGCGCAGCUCUGGUAUUUGCUCUAUGUGUGUGACCACCAUUUCAGCAUUGCCUAUGGACGACCACCUGUGAUCCACGAGGACGCUGCGAUCAAAAACUACGAAGUCUUUCUACAGUCGCGCUACGUGGUGCCGGGAGACAUUCGUCUCAUGGCGCAGGUGGCACUGUUUGUGAUCCUCACGGAAGCGUACCGCACUUUUGGAUCCGACACGGAGCAGGCAUUGACGGAGGAAGAUUUUGGCCAGCUGAGGGUUUACAACGUGGCUGUAGACCAGUGGCGUUUGCUUUGGCAGCCGCGAUCAGCCGACAGCCCGUAUGUUCGCACCUAUCCUUCCAAAGGGGUGGUCCUCCACUACCACUUCGCCAAGUUCCAGCUCAACUCGCUGGCGCUUCGCGCGCUGUCACCGACCAACCCGCCAGUCUUCUCUAUGGACCGGAAGGAGUGCGCCAACACCGCCAUCUCGGCGGCGAUGGCAUGUCUGAACAUGGUGCUCGAGGAGACGGACAUCCGGGACGCGAUCGUCGGCGUGCCCAUCUUCACGCACACCAUGGUCACCUUCUCCGCCGUGUUCCUGCUCAAGGUAGCCGUGAACUGGAACUCGGCGUACCUGAACAUCGACGGCCGCCAGGUCCGGCGCACGGUCGAGCGCGUCAUCGAGCUGCUCAACUGCGUCAGUGCCGGGGAGCGCCAUCUCACGCGGCACAUCGCGCGCGGGCUGGGCAAGAUGCUCGAGCGCUUCAACGCCUGGGAGGAGGGCUGGUACAACAACAAUGCUGCCGGCGGCGCCGGCGGCAGCGGGGGCAGCGGCAGCAAUAAUAACCUGGAGCCCGGUAGCCGGCGCUCGGUGCCGGGCGGAGCGAACGCCAUGGCCCAGGGCUUCCCUCCUCCAGAUUUGAUCUACGACAUGGUCGGGACGUACGGGUUCGGGCUGGACGAGCAUCUUAUGGAUCCGAGUAUGGCUGGUUUCGAGUAUUUGGGACAGUAG
Rasamsonia emersonii CBS 393.64 is the source of this 2184-nucleotide messenger RNA. RefSeq names its product C6 transcription factor. Gene Ontology annotation, biological process: DNA-templated transcription; regulation of DNA-templated transcription. The transcript is spliced from 5 exons. Gene Ontology annotation, molecular function: DNA-binding transcription factor activity, RNA polymerase II-specific; zinc ion binding; DNA binding. The record is from RefSeq and is a predicted model, not a curated record. Bases 1 to 2184 code for a protein of 727 amino acids. NCBI's taxonomy places the organism in Eukaryota, Fungi, Ascomycota, Eurotiomycetes, Eurotiales, Trichocomaceae.